Molecule: messenger RNA, 2316 nt
Organism: Sinocyclocheilus rhinocerous
Lineage: Eukaryota; Metazoa; Chordata; Actinopteri; Cypriniformes; Cyprinidae
Product: heat shock protein beta-1-like
Exons: 3
Coding region: 16-660 (214 amino acids)
Biological process (GO): protein refolding; negative regulation of apoptotic process; response to heat
Cellular component (GO): cytoplasm; nucleus
Source: RefSeq, a predicted model, not a curated record
UUAAAUUGUUUAAAGAUGCCCCGUCCUUUGUUUCAAAGAAAUGGUUGCUGGGACCCUCUACAGGAAAAGACACAAAACCUUUUCAACCAAAACACCGACCUCCCCUGUUUCCUCGAACCAGAUGAGGUUAGCUGGAUAGAAUCAGCAAGGAAAAGAUUGGGGACUUCAACCUGGCCAGGAUCUAUGCGUUUACCUCUCUUCAGCUCUUUGUGCAUGGAGAUACCUCUCUUCAGCUCUUUGUGCAUGGAGAUUCCACCUAAACCAUGUACUGGAUCAGAAGGAUGUGUUUCUGAAUCAUUAUAUGAACAAAUGAAAGGACAGCAAAACUGGAAAGUGUGUCUAGAUGUCAGUCCAUUUUCUCCAGAGGAGAUAAACAUCAAAACCAAGGAGGGAUAUUUGGAGAUAAUGGGUAAUCGUGAGGAAAGGCAGGAAAAUCACAGGUUGAUCUCCAGAAGCUUUACAAGAAAAUACAAGCUUCCAGCUGACUUAGACCUAAAACAGAUCAACUCCAUGCUGUCUCCAGAUGGUAUUCUCUCAGUUGAGGCCCCAUUGCCUGGCUCUAAUAUCAGUCUCCCUGGAGAGAUCGUCAUCCCUAUUCACAUGAUAGACAAACAGUUACCUGCAAAAUCAGAUGAGCUGUGCCUAACUGGUGACAAGUAACUUACAGUUCUAGUUAAGGGUUAGGCAUAGCCCAUCUGAUUUAAUAUGUAUGUGUACAUAUGUGUGUUGAAAGUAAUGAAUGUGUUAAACCUUUUGCUUUUGAAAGCUAACAUUAGAAGAAUUUGUAAAUACUGGCUUUGCAUGAAAAUAUUUAUCUUAUUAUGAAUUAAACAUUACUAGAGAUAGUAAUAUGCUAAAUUGAUGAGUUCUGCUGUUACUUUGGUUUAAAUACCAUUAUGCAAUACAUAAUUUGUGCUGUAUAAGAACUCUUAAGAUAAUCACUCCUAUGUAACCAGUAAGUAAUAAAGAGAGAUUUUAUUUUCCAGUUCACAUUCUCAGGCUAAAAAGAAAGAAAGAGGCUUCAUAUGGGGCUUGUGUCAUGUAAUGCCAGGACAAUCCUUUUGAUUUUGAGAGACUAUUUUAGUACAUCUGUUUUGAGAAUGGUGGAAAUAAUAUAACAAUUUGAAUCUGACUUUGAACUGAAAUUGUCUGGGAAAAUCAAUAAAUAGGAAAGCAAAUAACUAAAUCUGAUCAUGCAGCUGAGUAGAGCUUCAGAUGGUGCUGGUAUUUAAAGCUGUAGAGCUGACACCAGAUUCUCAGUGCUUUUAACUUCACACUACCACACUGCUUGUGAGGAAGGUCAUGACACAGUCAGUUAUGAAACAAAGCCUUCCUUCUUUGGUUUCCUUCUUGGGGUGUUUAGAAGUAUGGAGGCAGGUUUCUUCUUACCUCCACAGUUUUACCUUGACUAUUUUUGUAUGUGUUCCACAGCUUUCAUCACAUUACUCGGGAGCAGUCAUCAAAUGACAUGUCUCAGUUACACUAGGCACGGUAAAAACAGCAAUGUGUUGACAAAUGCUCAGUAUUUUCCCUUUUUCUGUUACCUUGAUUUAGUUAUAAAUUGGCCAGAUGACAUAUCCUUUUUACUCAAAGAUCUGUGUUGCUGACAGAUUAUCAAGCAUAUUUUAUAUGUAUAUAUCUAGCUGGUUUGAAUUUGUUGCUUAGGGCACAAAACAGCUUUAUCUCUGUCAUUCCUACAAGUUGUUGAGGGAUUUUACACAAUCAAAUGACAGUAUGUUACAGUCAAGUAAUGUAAACGGCUAUUAAAAACCUGACAGUAUAAGGAUUUCUUUAUUUCCUGGCUCAGUUAGUCAAUUAUGACUUAAUGCAUCAUCAGUUGUAUUUUACAGAGGCUGAGCCUAUUACAAUUCUUAUGAUGAUUGCUGUUAGUAUAUGGCAGAUUAAAUUACGUGCUGGAACUAGGCCUGUAAAUAUACACCAUAUAACACCAGGGCAUGUAGAACCGCCACUUGGCACCAUCAUUUAAUUUACUGAGUGCACACAUGGUGGACAUGCCAGAAAUACGGCCCAGGGAGUCUCCAAUUACAUGACAAGUCUUAAGAUAUUCAGGAGGAAAGAGGGUGUUGAAAUAGUGAUAAUGCCAGGGAGCUCUGCAGGGGCCACUGCAUACGGUGGAGUCUGUGGUAUGAGCAAGUGUAAUGAGUGAAUGAAGAUUUUUGGCACAAUAAAAGAUUAGUUUGUCAACAUGUUCACAAUUCAGUGUUACGUGCACAACAUAAAUAUGUGAACAUAUCUGUUAUUUGCAUAUAGGGUAGUCUAGUUGCAGUUUUAGGUGGGGAUUUUUGUGUGUGUGUG